Bufo bufo (common toad) is the source of this 2378-nucleotide messenger RNA. It is a transcript of the gene SPRED1, whose product is annotated as sprouty related EVH1 domain containing 1. Gene Ontology annotation, molecular function: protein kinase binding. The record is from RefSeq and is a predicted model, not a curated record. The transcript is spliced from 6 exons. Gene Ontology annotation, biological process: multicellular organism development; negative regulation of MAPK cascade. Gene Ontology annotation, cellular component: membrane. Lineage: Eukaryota; Metazoa; Chordata; Amphibia; Anura; Bufonidae. Bases 241 to 1455 code for a protein of 404 amino acids.
CGAGCGGCGCGGGGAGGCGGAGGGCCCGCUCUGGAUGCGCACUCUCACGGAUGCUUGCUGCAGGAUUGGCCCGGCGGCUCCGGAGCGCUUCCCGCUGUGUGCUCGGGUGGACGGGGCUUUUCUCGGCUGAUUCUUCCAUCUGGAUCUGGAAUCCAGCGCGGGUCACCAUGCGGCUCUCCCGGGAGACUGCCCCGGCCGUGCCCAGGCAGCUUGUGAUCGGUGCCCGGUGAGAGGAGGACAAUGAGCGGCGAGCAGGAGCCAGAUGACAGUUAUGCACGGGUGCGAGCUGUGGUGAUGACCCGGGAUGACUCGAGUGGCGGGUGGUUACCGCUUGCAGGAGGGGGACUCAGCUGUGUCACCGUGUAUAAAACGUCCCACCCCGAGGAGAACAGGAGUGCGGACUUUCUUGUCCAUGGAGAGAGACUCCGAGACAAAACGGUGGUCCUGGAGUGUGUUCUGAAGAGGGAACUGGUCUAUAAUAAAGUCACCCCUACUUUCCACCACUGGAGGAUUGGAGACAAGAAGUUUGGCCUCACAUUCCAGAGUCCAGCAGAUGCAAGAGCCUUUGAUAGGGGAAUACGCCGUGCCAUUGAAGACCUCACUCAAGGUUUUCCCACAUCUCAUGGGGAAUCAGAUGUUGGAUCAGAGGAAGGAUCUCAGAUGAACAAAGAAGAACAUUGCAGCACUCAGACCAUCGACUCCUUUUUCCAUCGUGACUCCAUUCCAACGGAUGAACUAUAUCGCAGCUCUGCCAUAAGACCUUCUCCAUUUGAGAACCUUAAUCCCAGAAGAGCCUAUAUGCACACCCAGGUUCCUCUAAAGCCCCUCCGCCACGUCAGCUUCCAGGAUGAAGAUGAGAUUGUGCGCAUCAACCCUCGUGACAUCAUCAUUCGACGCUACGCGGACUAUCGCCACCCUGACAUAUGGAAGAGUGACGCCGAGCACGAGGAACAUGAGAUAAGUGCUCCUUUUACCAAGGCGGAUAAUAAAAAAAACAACUAUCUUUAUUCUCCUGCUAACGGCAGAGACUCGCUUAAGGAGCAAAAAACAUCUGGCGUUUUUAAGACUCAGCCAACAUCCUCUCUGAAAAAGCGGAGGAAAGAGGAUGGAGAACGCUCCCGGUGUGUGUACUGCCAGGAGCGCUUCAACCAUGAAGAGAAUGGGAGGGGAAAGUGCCAGGAUGCUCCGGAUCCUAUCCGGAGGUGCAUCUAUCAGGUCAGCUGCAUGCUGUGUGCCGAGAGCAUGCUCUACCACUGCAUGUCAGAUUCGGAAGGAGACUUCUCUGACCCCUGUUCUUGUGAUGCCUCUGAUGAGAACUUGUGCCUGCGCUGGCUGGCUCUAAUCACUCUAUCCUUCAUCGCCCCCUGUAUGUGCUGCUACCUCCCUCUACGAGCCUGUCACCACUGUGGGGAGAUGUGCGGCUGCUGCGGGGGUAAGCACAAAGCAGCUGGAUGACACGGCGACUCCGCAAACCCCAGGAAGAAUUCCUUCAUUUGCCAGGUGGCUGCUGGAACCGACAUGAGCCGUUUUCGGUGAUACCGUUAAGUGGAUCAUAUGAGGUGGACUGAACCCCCGUGGGGGACUAUCUGCGUUCAGAUAGGACCAGCGAGAAUAUGUAACAGUGCCAGUCUUGCAUUAGAUAUAUAUAAAUAUAUAAAUAUAUAUAAAUAUUAUUUUAUUUUUUUCCUUUUUGUAAUUAAUAUUAUUUUAUUUUUUAUUUGCCAUUCCGGUAUGAAUGCAGAUUAUUCAAUCAUCUUGUAACCUAUGACCUACAAGACGUCCCACGAGAUAAGAGUGUUUGUGGAAUGGAGGGAAACUGAAUGUUUAUUGGGAGAGAGCGGAGGUGUGGGGAAUUCUAGAACAAAGAUGGAGAAAUCUAUAGAUCUGUAUGUAUACUGUUCCACGCCCCCAUCUGCUCUCCUCGCAGGUUAAUAAUAAUUCUGGGACUGAACUAACAGUGUGGAUUGGAUGACCUACAAAUACACAGUAUCUGAAUGAAUUUUUAGUGGAACGAAAUAAUUUCUAGUUUUAUUCAAGUGAUUUUAUGUAUAAAUAACAAAUGUCUAUAUUUAACUAAAUGUACGGUACAAGAAAAUUUUAUGAAUUUUUGGGAGAAAAGUUUCUUACCCAGCUUCCCUUUUGUUUGCCUUUUGACAUUUGGGACAUUCCGGUUUUAGGGCUGAGUCUUGCUGCUGUGUAGGGUGACCAGUAGUGUCUCCGGCAGCUGAAUGGUUAAACCAAGCUGUUUAUCAAUGUAUUGGUUUUUAUUUUUUCCUGAUGGUUUAUUGUUUAUUCCGCUUUUUAUCUGUUUCUCCAAUCUACCUGUGUUAUGUCACAUUAUUUAUACACUCUGGUACAUAGAAUAUAACACAAGUGUC